Trichophyton rubrum CBS 118892 is the source of this 5982-nucleotide messenger RNA. Its product is annotated as pre-mRNA-splicing factor rse1. Lineage: Eukaryota; Fungi; Ascomycota; Eurotiomycetes; Onygenales; Arthrodermataceae. The transcript has 4 exons. Gene Ontology annotation, cellular component: nucleus; U2 snRNP. Gene Ontology annotation, biological process: mRNA splicing, via spliceosome. Bases 2989 to 5982 code for a protein of 997 amino acids. Gene Ontology annotation, molecular function: U2 snRNA binding; protein binding. The record is from RefSeq and is a predicted model, not a curated record.
GACUCUUACAUCGGCCCAGCUAAGACUGGGAUGGCUGCAGAUACGGCAGAGAAGAUAAAGGACAGAGACGAUGCAGGAAUUUCAUAUUUAUUAUUGUAGGAAAAAAAGUACAUCAGGGUUGUCGUAAGAAGGACGUGGUGGUUAAAUAUCGACCGACACGCAUGCAGUGAUGGGAGGAUGCAGAAAACGUUAAAGGGGGAGAGGACGCCGGAAAUUCGAUCACGGGGAGUUGAGGAGAUACUCGAUGGCUCCCUGGACGCUGCCGCCGGACCGUCUCAGGGCCUCGAUGUUCCUGUCAAACUCGAAGAAGCCCAUGUCGUUGAGCUGCCGAAGCUGCUCGGCGUACCGCUCCUCCGGCGGACGGUUGUCAGGCGGCUGAGGAGGCUGCCCGCCGAAGAGAGAAUGUAGUAGGGGAUUGCUGGCGUUGGCGUUGGCAUUGGCGUUGGAGUUUGCAUCUGUUCCAGGACCGGCGCCCAUGGCUUGCAUGAGCUGAGAGAAGAGGGCCGGGUUCUGCACGAAGGGGUUCGGGAUCGGCUGGCCGGCCUGACCGUCUGCGUUUGGCAUUUGGCCGAGCAGUGCUGGGUUGAACAGAGAGGCGAAGGGGUUUGGCUGGUGCUGCGGCUGCUGUUGUUGCUGGUUGUUGUUGUUGCUACUGCCGCUGUUGUUAUUGGUGCUGGAUCCAGCUGUACCUGCGUCCCUUGAGGCUGCACCAGCGGGAGGCUGUUGCAUGCCGGCCAGGAACGAGAAGGGGUUUCCACCAGCACCAGGCAUGGCGAGGAAAGGGUUAAAGGGAGGCAUUGGAGGUUGAGUCUGGUUGUUGUUGUUGUUGUUACUGGUGUUAUCUUGACUGCCGGCUUCCCGCUGUGUAGUGUUGGUGACUCCGGGGGCAGGGAAAGCAGACUGUCCACCACCGCCACCCUGGCCCAUGGCUCUCUGCAUCUGGGUCAUGUACCGCAGCAUAUUGGGGUCUGUGAGCAUGCGCCGGAACUCUGGCGACUGCAGUAUCUGGCGGGCGUUGGGCACAUCCCGUAGCAUGGGGUUCUGCUGUAUCAUCAUGUCGAUAAUCUGGGGGUUCUGGAGGGCUUCGUUCAUGGUCGACUGGAACUGAGGGUUCUCCAUCAUGCUCAGGAUCUGGUCGGUAUCGGGCAGAGGUCCCAUCUGUACGAAUUUGUUAGCUAUCACAGCUGCUGUCUUCUGUCUUAUAUGUGAUAGGGGUUACUCACUCCUCCGUCAGGGCCAAACAUGCCCGCGCCAGGCAGCUGAGAGAAGCCCGCGUACCUGGCCCCCGUCAGGCCAGCCAGCAUCGAGUUCCCCGUCCCAGCUGCGAGGUUGGUCGGCACUCCAGCGGCCCCAGACGGCGUGCUCUGGGUGCCUCUGCCUGCCGCAUUGCUGGCUGUGGUGUUGCUGCUGCUGCCGGCCGUGGUGGUGUUGGCGCUGCCACUGCCGCCGCUGCUGCUGCCGGCGGGCGCAGAGCUCUUGACCAGGUGGAUGGUAUGGCCCUCCUUGACCUUGUGCGAGGCGAGGGUAUCGGUGUCCUUGAGAACGCGCCCCGAGUAGAUCAGCCGCUGGCGCUCUGGCGGGACGUUUGCGUACUCUUCGCCGGCGAGGAUCUGCUUGAUCUCAGCGACGGUCGACGACGGCUUCAGCGUCAGGCUGAACUUGGGCUCUGCGGACGACUUGACGUGGAACGUAAACGGCGCGUCUUCCUCUGCCAUUUUCCUGUGUCUUUCUUCUCUUCUCUUCCUUUCAGUAUCUUCUUCGUCUUUGCUGUCUUCUGGUGUAGCUCUCGCGGGGUGUCUUCGCUGUCUCUCCUGGCUUCGCUGUCUGCUGUCUGCGGCCCCAGCUCCCGUCUCAGGAGUCUUAUAGCUGCUUCUCUGCUGCUUAGUCUCGCCAGUCUUUGUCUUUUAUCCGCUAUCUUCCCUUAUUCCUGGCGUCUUUCUCUGCUUGCUUGCUUGUCUGUCUCGCUGUCCACUCAAGGUCGCUCGAUGUCUUUAUCCUCGACGGUCCGACUCCGCCACCGAAGAAGAAAAGCCAAGGAAGAAACUUCCACAACCGCAGAAAAAAAAACUCCAACCUCCAGCGACAACCAACGUACAAACUACAGCUAACUGCAAGCUACAUCAACAUCACGGCUACAGCUCACUCACGGUUAUACCACCGGCUGCAGCUCGGCUACGGCUACGGCUAUAGCUUCGACCGGCUGACGCAAGCGAUGGAAGCGCGCUGACCGCGGUCCAUCCAGCACCAUGGCGACCACCUCGUCCAUGUUCAUGUACUCGCUCACCAUCCAGCCGCCCACAGCCAUCACGCAGGCCAUCCUCGGGCAGUUCUCAGGCACCAAGGAGCAGCAGAUCGUCACCGCGGCCGGCUCGAAGCUGACCCUGCACCGCACCGACCCGUCGCAGGGCAAGGUGCAGACGCUCUUCUCGCAGGAUGUCUUUGGCAUCAUCCGCUCCCUCGCCGCGUUCAGGCUCGCCGGCAGCAGCAAAGAAGCUCCCGCGGGGUCUCAAUGGCGGCCUUUUUUUGUGUUGAUUCCGUGGAUCUCAAUUGUGUGUGUUGUGUGUAUAUGAGAGUGUUGUGUGCUGAGUGUUGAUAGACUACAUCAUAAUCGGCUCGGAUUCUGGGAGAAUCACCAUUGUCGAGUACGUGCCGGCCCAGAACCGCUUCAAUCGCAUCCAUCUCGAGACGUUUGGCAAGUCCGGCGUCAGACGCGUCGUCCCGGGCCAGUAUCUCGCCGUUGACCCCAAGGGCAGGGCCUGUCUGAUCGCCUCCGUUGAGAAGAACAAGCUCGUCUACGUGCUCAACCGCAAUGCGCAGGCCGAGCUCACCAUAUCCUCGCCCCUGGAGGCCCACAGGCCGCAGACGGUCGUCUUUGCUCUCACCGCGCUUGACGUGGGCUACGAGAACCCCAUCUUUGCCGCCCUCGAGGUCGAGUACACCGAGGUCGACCAGGACCCCACCGGCCAGGCGUACGAGGAGACCGAGAAGAUGCUUGUCUACUACGAACUCGACCUCGGGCUCAACCACGUCGUCCGACGGUGGGCUGAUCCGGUCGACCGCACGGCCUCCAUGCUCUUCCAGGUGCCCGGCGGUGCUGACGGUCCCAGUGGUGUGCUAGUUUGUGCUGAGGACAACAUCGUCUAUCGUCACUCGAACCAGGACGCCUUCAAGGUCCCUAUUCCCCGCAGACGUGGGCCUACCGAAAAUCCAGAGAGGAAACGAUGCAUCACCGCUGGAGUCAUGCACAAGAUGCGCGGUGCUUUUUUCUUCCUCCUGCAGUCCGAGGACGGCGAUCUUUUCAAAGUUACCAUGGAAAUGGUAGAAGACGAGAACGAAAAGGCCACCGGAGAAGUAAAGAGACUCAAACUCAAAUACUUUGACACCGUUCCACUAGCUUCUAGUCUAUGUAUUCUCAAGAGUGGUUUCUUGUUUGUAGCCAGUGAAACCGGAAACCAGCAUUUCUACCAGUUUGAAAAGCUAGGAGAUGACGACGACGAGAUUGAAUUCAUCAGUGAUGACUACUCGGCCAUCAUCUCAGAACCCUUGCCCCCAGUCUACUUCCGGCCUCGACCAGCCGAAAACUUGAAUUUGGUAGAGAGCAUUGCCUCCCUAAACCCGCUCAUGGCUGCUUCUAUUGCAAACAUCACAGAGGAAGAUGCCCCUCAAAUAUACACUCUAUGCGGCACUGGUGCCAGAAGUAGCUUUAGAACGCUAAAACACGGCCUCGAAGUAUCUGAGAUUGUCGAGUCCGAGCUUCCCAGUGUUCCGUCAGCCGUUUGGACUACCAAGCUGUCCCGGAAUGACCAAUUUGACGCAUACAUCGUGCUGUCCUUCUCAAAUGGCACCCUCGUCUUGAGCAUUGGUGAGACCGUGGAAGAAGUCACAGAUACCGGUUUCCUCUCCUCUGCUCCCACUCUCGCUGUGCAGCAAUUGGGUGAAGACUCUCUCAUCCAAGUCCAUCCAAAGGGUAUCCGACACAUCCAUGCGGACCAGAGAGUAAACGAGUGGCCGGCUCCACAGCAUAGAUCCAUUGUUGCCGCUACCUCAAAUGAGAGACAGGUGGCCAUUGCCCUGAGCUCCGGUGAGAUCGUCUACUUUGAAAUGGACACCGAUGGCUCACUGGCCGAAUAUGACGAAAAGAGACAGAUGUCCGGCACAGUGACCUGUCUGAGCUUGGGAGAAGUCCCCGAGGGACGAGUUCGAAGCUCGUUCCUCGCUGUUGGAUGCGACGACUCGACUGUUCGAAUCCUCAGUCUUGAUCCAGAUUCCACACUGGAGAAUAAAUCUGUCCAGGCCUUGACAUCCGCUCCAUCUGCUCUAUCCAUCAUGUCAAUGAUAGAUUCUACCUCUGGCGGGUCGACGUUAUACCUCCAUAUCGGACUCUAUUCUGGAAUCUACCUACGUACUGUCCUAGAUGAAGUGACCGGAGAAUUGUCAGAUACUCGGACCCGCUUCCUCGGCGUCAAGCCGGUCAAGCUGUUCAGUGUCUCAGUCAAGGAGCAGAGAGCCGUCCUCGCGCUCAGCUCCCGGUCCUGGCUAGGAUACUCUGAUGUCCAGACAAAGAGUUUUACCCUCACGCCCUUGAACUACGUUGGAUUAGAAUGGAGCUGGAACUUCUCCUCUGAGCAGUGCGUGGAGGGCAUGGUCGGUAUCCAGGGCCAGAAUUUACGAAUAUUCUCCAUAGAGAAACUGGACAACAACCUCCUGCAAGAGCCAAUUCCUCUUGCUUAUACCCCUCGAAAUUUUGUCCGACACCCUGAAUACCCCCUUUUCUAUGUCAUUGGAUCCGAUAACAACAUUCUCUCACCCGCUACCAAGGCCAAACUACUCAGCGAAUCAACCACAGUCAAUGGUGACAGUGCUGAGUUACCUCCAGAGGGCUUUGGCUAUCCAAGGGGGACAAAUCACUGGGCCUCGUCCAUUCAAGUCGUGGACCCUAUCCACACCAAGUCUGUCUUGUCUAGCCUCGAACUCGAGGACAACGAAGCUGCUGUAAGUAUCGCAGCGGUAUCAUUCACCAGUCAAGAAGACGAAACAUUCCUUGUAGUGGGAACAGGCAAGGACAUGGUCGUCAGUCCCCGCACCUUCACAUGUGGUUUCAUUCAUAUAUAUCGAUUCCAAGAAGAAGGUAAAGAGCUAGAGUUCAUCCACAAAACAAAGGUUGAACAACCGCCACUAGCUCUGCUCGGAUUCCAAGGUCGUCUCCUUGCCGGCAUUGGUCCUGAUCUAAGGAUAUAUGACCUCGGAAUGAGGCAGCUUCUCCGAAAAUGUCAGGCCCAGAUAACACCGCGCGUGAUUGUCGGACUUCAGACCCAAGGAAGCCGAAUUAUCGUCAGCGAUGUCCAGGAGAGCGUCACAUACGUUGUUUACAAGUACCAGGAAAACGCCCUUAUCUCCUUUGCUGACGACAUCAUACCCCGCUGGACCACAUGUACCACAAUGGUGGAUUACGAGACCGUCGCUGGCGGCGACAAGUUCGGUAACAUAUGGCUGCUUCGAUGUCCUACAAAGGCGUCUGAAGAAGCUGACGAAGACGGCUCCGGCGCACAUCUUAUUCAUGAACGACAAUAUCUCCAGGGCGCACCGAACAGGCUCAGCCUGGUCAUCCACUUCUACUCUCAAGACAUACCCACAAGCAUCCAAAAGACCCAAUUGGUUGCCGGUGGACGAGACAUUCUUGUCUGGACCGGCCUCCAGGGUACAGUCGGGAUGUUUGUUCCAUUCAUCACCCGUGAUGACGUCGAUUUCUUCCAAACCCUCGAGAUGCAACUUGCCUCACAGAACCCUCCAUUGGCUGGACGAGACCAUCUUAUCUACAGAGGCUACUAUGCGCCAUGUAAGGGCGUCAUUGACGGAGAUCUCUGUGAGACUUUCUUGCUUCUGCCUAAUGACAAGAAGCAAGCUAUAGCUGGUGAGCUCGAUCGAUCAGUUCGGGAAAUCGAGCGUAAGAUUUCGGACAUGAGGACAAAAGUAGCCUACUAA